This is a messenger RNA of Schistosoma rodhaini, 474 nucleotides long. The record is from the annotation of a GenBank genome assembly. Lineage: Eukaryota; Metazoa; Platyhelminthes; Trematoda; Strigeidida; Schistosomatidae.
AUGAAUUAUAUUCCAAUCGUUAAACUAACAGGAACUCUACUGAAAGCUAUGAAGUUUAAAUCAUUCGCUGGAUCAAAAAACACAUCUGUUAAUAACCAUCCACACGAAAAGUGUUUUUCAUCAUCAUCAUCAUCAUCAUCAUCAUCAUCAUCAUCAUCAUCAUCAUCAUCAUCAUCAUCAUCAUCAUCAUCAUCAUCAUCAUCAUCAUCAUCAUCAUCAUCAUCAUCAUCAUCAUCAUCAUCAUCAUCAUCAUCAUCAUCAUCAUCAUCAUCAUCAUCAUCAUCAUCAUCAUCAUCAUCAUCAUCAUCAUCAUCAUCAUCAUCAUCAUCAUCAUCAUCAUCAUCAUCAUCAUCAUCAUCAUCAUCAUCAUCAUCAUCAUCAUCAUCAUCAUCAUCAUCAUCAUCAUCAUCAUCAUCAUCAUCAUCAUCAUCAUCAUCAUCAUCAUCAUCAUCAUCAUCAUCAUCAUCACAUUGA